UGUACAUGCAGCACUUUUCUAGAUAUAUAAUUAUUCUGAUCUCCCAGAGCACCUCAAGUGUAUUGAGAUAUCUUUGUAACUUAGCACCAGCAUAAAUGGAUAGCACGGAAGAGGUCCCUGCUGAGGUGGAACCAAGUGUAGAAAUAGAUGUAGACCUGUCAGCCUCCAGUCCCACUCCCAAAGAGUUGGAGAUUCAAGCUGAUCUUGAUGAGCCUGAUGGGGGUGUGCUUGAUCCCCCUAAGAGCAUACUGAAGAACUCUACAGUGACACAAGGGGAGGAAGAUGACCACGAGAGCAGUGAAAAUGACGAGAAAAAGAAGGACAAAACACCUCAAAGAAAGUUAAUUCCAUUUCGGAAACUGUUUCGGUAUGCUGAUUGCUGGGACGUGCUCAUGAUCUUGUUUGGUGCAGUCCUGGCUAUAGCGGCCGGUGUGGCCCUACCCGCUCACAUGCUCCUCUUUGGUCGAGUCAUCAGCGAAUUUGUCACCUUUGGUAUUGUGAACGAUAACACGCUACUUAGAAAUGCGACAAGUUCACUGGAUCAGGCUUGUUCUGCGGAUGCCAUCUUCUCCAGUCCUGCCUACUUGGAUUAUGUGAACAGUACUGAGAGCUACUUCUGUGUAUCGGACCCCAAUUCGACUGACGGUAUAGCCGGUAACAUCCUUCGCUAUGCCUGCGACCCUAAAGAGACCCUGAGGUUUAGCGUUGGCCAGCUGUCACUCUACUAUCUUGCUAUUGCUAUUGGGGUUUUUAUUGCACUUUUCUUCGCAAACAUCUUCUGGAACGUAAGUGCCUAUCGACAGACAAGAAGAAUACGUUUGGCAUUUUACAAGUCAAUUCUCCGUCAAGAGCUCGGCUGGUUUGAUGUGCAUGAAGCCUCUCAGUUGAACACAAGACUUGUUGAUGACAUUGAGAAGAUACAAGCUGGGAUCGGUGACAAGAUCGCCCUAUUCUUGCAGUACAUGUCCACCUUUGUCUCAGGCUUUGUCAUAGCUUAUGUACUCAGCUGGAAGAUGGCUCUGGUGGUAUCAAUCAUGUUACCCCUCCUCACGUUUACAGCUUUCAUGAUUGCCAAGGUUAUAGCUUCGUUUACAGUAAGGGAGCAGAGUGCUUAUGCAGCUGCUGGGGCAGUGGCAGAGGAGGUGCUCUCUUCAAUCAGGACAGUUGUUGCUUUCGGUGGAGAGGCCAAAGAAACUGAGAGGUAUGGUGACCAGUUGAAGAAGGCACGCAAUGUAGGAAUGAAGAAAGCACUGCUCUCGAGUAUCAUUUCAUCUCUCCUGUACAUAAUCAUCUUUGGCACUUACGCUCUUGGCUUUGGAUAUGGCUCCACUUUGAUCAUUUCCUGUGAGCUGACUGCUGGAGUCAUUGUCACAGUAUUAUUCACGAUAAUCAUCGGGAGCUUCAACCUGGGCAAUGCCCUUCCUGAGAUACAGACCAUAGCUACUGCCCUGGGUGCAGCCUCUAUCGUCUACGAAAUCAUUGACAGGGAACCUGAGAUUGAUUCGCUCUCUGAUAGUGGCGUGGUGCUGGACCAAUUUGAAGGCAAUAUCAAACUGAGUGAUGUCGUGUUCCAUUACCCUGCACGUCCCAAUAUUCAGAUUCUGCACGGACUGGAUCUGGAGGUGAAGACAGGUCAAACUGUCGCUCUGGUGGGUCCCAGUGGGUGUGGUAAAAGCACUGUUGUCCAGUUAAUCCAGCGACUCUAUGACCCGAAGGCUGGACUGAUCACGAUUGAUGGCCAUGAUGUCAAGACCCUAAACUUGAAGUGGCUGAGAAGGAACAUAGGCAUUGUGAGCCAGGAGCCAUCACUCUUCAACGCCACCAUUGUUGAGAAUAUCCGAUUUGGAAAAAAGAAUGCUACUAUGGAAGAAAUUGUCGAAGCAGCCAAAAAUGCCAACGCACAUAAUUUUAUCUCUGGGUUACCAGAUGGCUAUGACACUCAUGUAGGCGAGAGAGGGGCUCAGUUGAGUGGAGGUCAAAAGCAGCGGAUUGCCAUCGCAAGAGCUAUUAUCAAAGAUCCCAAAGUUCUCCUACUGGACGAGGCCACCUCUGCCCUCGACAACGAGAGUGAGAAGAUUGUCCAGGACGCUCUAGACAAGGCCAGAGAGGGAAGGACCACUAUCAUCAUCGCUCAUCGUCUCUCUACCAUCCAGACUGCCGACAUCAUCGUGUCAAUCAAUAAGGGCUGUGUGGUGGAGAUGGGCUCUCAUGCUGACCUCAUGGACAGGGAAGGCCUCUACUAUGACCUAGUCACUGCACAGACCAUUGCAGACGAGGAACACGAGCCCCUUGCUGACUUCAAGGCUGCUGUUAAACGCUCCAUUUCUAACCGUCUGACGUCUACCAAUUCAACUUCGAGCAAUCCGCACAGCUUCUCCAGACAAGCCUCUCAGCAGGAUGAUGUUUUUCCUGGUCUCUCUGACUAUCUCUCGAGGUUCAGUGUUGAAGACCUCCCGAUUAUGGCUGCUCCCUCCCCCCGGCCAGGACGUGCCAGUUUUCCCGGCCCCAGCGAGGUCUUGUCACAAACUGGCAAUGAUGAUGGUGAUGAUGAUGAAGAAGACGAAGAUAAAGUUGUGAGGUUUCAAAGUGAUGCGGAAGAGGCUGAGAUAUCCGAGGGACGUGGUAAAUCACACUCGUUACGGAAACUGGUUCGUAGGAGGAGGAAAAAGAAGGAAAAUGUUCCGAAUGUGUCCUUUACCGAGCUCCUCAAGCUCAACAAACCGGAUUGGUUGCUGGUGCUGGUCGGUGUCAUUGGAUCAGCUAUGCUCGGUGUUCUCUUUCCACUUCUAGCCAUCCUCUUCAGCAACGUCUUAGCGAUAUUUGGACUUCCUGACCCGGUUUUGAUCAUGGAACAGACUCUUGCGGUCGUGGCAGGCUUCAUAGCGUUGGCUGUUGGAUCGGCUGCUACUCAGUUUAUUGCCAGUUUCCUGCUAAGCGUGGCAGGAGAGAGACUCACUAAGAGGCUGCGAUACCUCAGCUUUCAGGCCAUGCUAAGACAAGAGAUUGCCUGGUUCGACAAAAAGGGUAACUCCACUGGAGCACUCACCACCAAACUAGCCACAGAUGCAUCGGAAGUGAAGGGGGCCACUGGAAUUCGUUUGGGUGUUGUUCUUCAGCAAAUAUUUGGCCUAAUAGCUGCUCUUAUUGUGGCCUUUGUAGCCUCCUGGGAGCUGACUCUGCUGCUUAUGUUUUGUUUCCCUGUUCUGGUCAUCGUGGGGUUCUUUCAGAUCAGUCAAGUCGCUGGAAAGGCACAAAAGAACAAGAAGGGGAUCGAGAAUGCUGGCCAGAUUGCAGUUGAAUCCAUUGACAACAUUCGAACGGUUGUAUCACUCUCCGUUGAGCCAGAAUUCUUUGACAACUACAAACAGCAGAUUCGAGUACCUUUCAUCAACAACAUCAAGAGCACCUUUGGCACAGCUGUUGUGUUGGCAGUGGCCCAGUCACUCAUCUUCUUCAUGUUCUCUGCCGGCUAUAGCUUUGGUGCAUUCUUGGUCAUUGAAGGGAGGGCUGACUAUCAAGAUAUAUUCCAGACAUUUGCUGCCGUGGUGUUCACUGCUUUGUCUGUUGGUCGAGCCAGCUCAUUUGCCCCUGAUGCUUCCAAGGCCAAGAUAUCGGCAGGGCGAGUACUGGCACUGCUACGUAGAGAACCAGCCAUUGAUACCACCAGCAAGGAUGGAACGAAACCAGAAGCUACAAGUGGUGCAAUCGAUAUCAACCUUGUACACUUCAACUACCCUGAGCGACCUGAGGUGAACGUACUGCAGGGACUGUCUGUCUCAGUGAAGCCUGGUCAAACGCUGGCUCUUGUUGGUCCAAGUGGGUGUGGCAAGAGCACCUCCGUCUCGCUCAUCGAGAGGUUCUACGACCCUUCCUCUGGAAAUCUUUCUCUGGAUGGCACAGAUCUGAGGGACCUCAAUCUCAAGUGGCUAAGAUCAAAGAUUGGAAUCGUAUCACAGGAGCCAAUCCUCUUUGAUGCCUCCAUCGCUGAGAACAUCCGUUAUGGGGCUCUAUUCAGAAAGGUGUCUGACGAGGAAGUCAUUGAAGCAGCCAAAUCUGCAAACAUCCACCAGUUCAUCAAUACCCUUCCCAUGGGAUACAACACAAAUGUGGGAGCUAAGGGCACACAGCUGAGUGGAGGCCAGAAGCAGCGGAUAGCCAUCGCUAGAGCUCUUAUGAGGGACCCCAAAGUCCUCCUACUGGACGAGGCCACCUCUGCCCUCGACACUGAGAGUGAGAAGAUUGUCCAGGACGCUCUAGACAAGGCCAGAGAGGGAAGGACGAGUAUUGUAAUCGCCCAUCGUUUGUCUACAGUGUACAACUCUGACGUGAUUGCUGUUAUUCACAAUGGUCAGGUGAUCGAGACCGGGACACAUAGUGAGCUGAUGGCUUUGGGUGGAGCCUACUAUCAUCUCAACACUGUGCAAGUAGAUGGCUUUGAGUGACAUUUAUAGUGACGUUAAAGGACAUUUAUAGCAUUUAUAUGCUUAUUUAUUUAACUGUGUUUCUUUUCUAGUUUUUGUUGUUAUGUUGGCAGUAUGCUAUGGUUAAUAUGAACUUGUUACAGCACUAGUGAUGUAUAUAAUUAUUUUGUUUCAGAAUCAUUCUAUACAAUGACAGUACGCAUCAAAUAAAAUUAAUUUCGUUCA
Halichondria panicea is the source of this 4646-nucleotide messenger RNA. Its product is annotated as ATP-dependent translocase ABCB1-like. Gene Ontology annotation, biological process: transmembrane transport. Bases 96 to 4442 code for a protein of 1448 amino acids. The record is from RefSeq and is a predicted model, not a curated record. The transcript is spliced from 19 exons. Lineage: Eukaryota; Metazoa; Porifera; Demospongiae; Suberitida; Halichondriidae. Gene Ontology annotation, cellular component: membrane. Gene Ontology annotation, molecular function: ATP hydrolysis activity; ABC-type oligopeptide transporter activity; ATP binding.